This is a messenger RNA of Sporisorium graminicola, 2112 nucleotides long. RefSeq lists its product as uncharacterized. Gene Ontology annotation, molecular function: protein kinase activity; ATP binding. Bases 1 to 2112 code for a protein of 703 amino acids. Gene Ontology annotation, biological process: protein phosphorylation. The transcript has a single exon. Lineage: Eukaryota; Fungi; Basidiomycota; Ustilaginomycetes; Ustilaginales; Ustilaginaceae. The record is from RefSeq and is a predicted model, not a curated record.
AUGGACAGAUUCGACGUCAUCAACUUUGCCGAUCUCUCCGGCCCCAACGGCGGAGACUGGGUCAGGAUCGGCGGCGGCAGUUUCGGUGUCGUCUUCAAGGGUGAAUACCUCGGCACCGAAGUCGCCAUCAAGGAAGUCCUCCCCAACAACACAUACGACGUCGAAAAGUACUUUGAGCGCGAAUGCGUUCUCAUGAAAGAAGCCCGUCAUCCCAACAUUGUCCAAUACAUCGGUCUUACAAAGAGUCCAGGGCCUGACGGCAGGAUCUACAUCAUCUCGGAAUUCGUCGGCAGCAAUGUCCGCUCUUACAUCGCAGAUCAGAGCAAGCCCUUCCCCUGGCGAUUGCGUAUGAGCUUUGCCAUGGACAUGGCCCGAGCUCUCGCGUAUCUGCACGCACGCAACUGCAUGCAUCGCGAUCUCAAGGGCGAGAACCUGCUCAUAACGGCCAACGAGCGUAUCAAGGUGUGCGACUUCGGAUUCGCGCGUAUCGCCGCACGCAACGAAGAGGAAAUGCGUCGAAUCAGCUACUGCGGCACCGAUGGCUACAUGUCGCCAGAAAUCCUCCUCGGUGUCGACUUCAGCUUGCCCUCGGACGUCUUUUCGCUCGGCGUCAUCUUUGCCGAGAUUGCCUCGCGCCAUCUGGUCGACUCGUACACUUUCAAGCGCGUCAUGCCCAGCUUUGGCCUCGAUGCAGACGAGGUGCGCGAGAUGGCAUCCGAGGGAUGCCCCGAAGCGUUCAUCCAGCUCGCGCUCGAUUGCGUCGAGGAAGACCCGAGAGACCGUCCCGAGAUGCGUCAGGUGGUUUCCAGGCUGCGCGACAUUGAGCGCGAGGUGCUCAUGCGCGAAGAAGCUGAGAACCGCUAUGCUAUCGGCAGUGUUCGAGGCGCCACCAUCCAGUCCAUCCUGGGUACCAAGCUCAAGCGUGCUGCGCCACCCAGAUUGCCCAGCUUCAACGGUGCACUUAAACUCAACGGCGUCCACUCGAAUGCCCACUCGGACGACAGCGGCGAUGAGAUUGAGGAGGCGCUCGCUGCUCUCGAGAAGAUCGGCAUCGAGCCGGACGAUGCCAGGUCGCCGGGUACGAUCAAGGGUUCGAGCACACUCAAGGUGGCUGGACAUGGCAACCCGUGGUGGAGCGAAGACGCGACCGAGGCGCUUCCUAGUAUCAAUCGCAGCUGGCUGGCAAGUCCUGGGGCGGCGGCGGAGAGGAUUCGCCAAGAGUCGGAGGCUGGCUUGCUUGACAAUGCGGAUUAUGCAGAGAGCGACUAUAGCACGUCGGUCGUGCGUUCGUCCAAGAUGACGCAGAGGCACGCACCGCUGGCUAUGCUCGACGAGCGUGCCUCGACGCUGACUGUCAGGACGCUGCGCCAGGGUGAUUCCCCGCUGCUGAUUCCCGCUCGACGAGGCUCGGCGGAUGUUACGGCUCUGCCAGCAGCAGCUCGAAAGGGAUCAGCCGAGACGUCGGCCGCACAGUCAUUUAUGACGGCACGCACGCAUCGACCGGACCCAUCCAUCGCGCUGGCUACCAUCGCCUCGGUCAGCUCGGGUCUCAUCGAAUCCAUUCCCAUCUGCCAUCGCUUCACUCUGGUCAAGAACGGCACGCGUCGGCCCAACAACGUCGUCGCUGCAGCACAGCAGGCCAUGGCUAGCGGCUCGCACCCGCACCCGCACCCACCAGCGCCAGUGACGAGCUACUACCCCUCGCUGCUCCCGCCCGCGGUCAUGCUCAGCAACGCACUCGCCAAGUGCUGGGUGUGCGGCAAACGCAUCGGCUGGAAGCCAUUUAUGGACUGUGACGACUGUCCGUACAAGACGCACGUGGCGUGUGCCGAGUUGGCGCCACCGACAUGCCAGGACCUGACGAUUCCGGCGGGUGGCGUGGCAGGCGCAAGCGGGGCGCAGCCCGUGCUGUCGCCGCACAACGCGUCGAGGCGCAACUCGAAGGCGACCGACGUGGGCGAUCAGAGGGAGAUCUCGGCAGCCGCGGCGGCGUUGAGGAAGGCGUCGUUGGCCGAUUCCGUCGACGAGCCGCCGUCGCCUGCGAGGUUCAAGGCCAAGAAGAAGCUGUUUGGCAGCAGCUCAGCGGUGAACAAGAGCGCUGUCCGUGCCUAG